GGCUGCUCUCUCCUGUUAGGCUCUUUGGUCAUCAUCACGCUGUCAAAUAUCGCGGUAGCCGCCUCCCUAAUCACUACGUAAUGUGCCGUGCUGCUUCUAGCGGCGCUGGUGACAGUGCUGAAAGCUGUUGGGUAUGAAGUGAAACGGAACUGAAUUUUUGUACCAUCCGCAACUGCUUCAAGUUCAGAUCAUAACAAAGAAACUGAAGAUAAACCACCCAAAACAAGCAAAGUUGCAACACCGAAGACACGUGGAGAAAAAUAAAAAGAGGAUCACUUCAAGGGUUUAAAACACAAGAAGUAACCAAAUCCUGAAACGACCAAAGAAGACGCCCAUCAGCCCAAUUGAAACGCAGAAGAGAAGCAAUCCAAUGCCCAAGCAUAUUCUGAGAAGACAAUAACUGAUCUGAAACCAGAAGUUUGUGCCUACUCAACAGCUUUGACAAAGCACACGUCCCAACGCUGCUCCUAGCCCUCCUCAUCCUCACCACACCACCGACUCACCACCGGGGUGUGGAGUGGGCUGCUAUCUGCUAGUUUUUUUUUUUGUUUUGUUUUUUUCUUCCCCCAUAGCCCCCCUGUCUCUCCCUCCCUCUACUGUUUUCAUUGUAAUAUUUUCUAAGCAGUGUUAUUGCACCUGCGUUUGCCUUUUUUUUUCUUUUUCUUUUUUUUGUGAGUUAGAUUUCUCCCCUCUUUUGCUUUAUGCGACCAUCUAGAACUUGUGCCAGAAACCUGUAACAAGUGUGUGUGUUCAACUGUGUGCGUGAAGAGAUCCACAGGAACUGCAUAGUCAGAGAUCCUGAGAAUUACAAGAUUCAAGACGACAAAUCAAGACGUCCAGCGGUGUAUCAUUUGGGUGGUUGCAUAGAAAUAGUACUUAACCGUCAAGCAAAAAAAAAAAAAAAAAAAAAAAAAAAAAUACAAAAAAUUAAUCCAGUUCAGCAAGUGCUCAAGCAAGUUUGGUCCGAGUUUAUGGGAAAAUAUGGGCAGCCCCUGGAAAGGCUUUGUUGAGUUUACCUUGCCUGCGUCGCCACCCACCGCGUUCGUUAGCGCUGACCUGAGCAGCACCUCCCCUGUCGGACUCAGCCUGUCGCCAUAUGGCCGAUCCAUGAGUUUUGACCCAGGUAUGCUCCAUAACAAUGGACACACUGCAUACGCCAACGGCACAGGGCCUGGCAUAAGAGAGACUGGUGUGGUGGAGAAGCUCCUAACGUCUUACGGGUUCAUCCAGUGCUCCGAACGCCAGGCUCGGCUGUUUUUCCACUGUUCCCAGUACAAUGGCAACCUGCAGGAGCUUAAAAUAGGAGAUGAUGUAGAGUUUGAGGUAUCCUCUGACAGGCGCACUGGCAAGCCCAUAGCAGUGAAGCUGCUUAAGAUAAAGCCAGAGGUGCUGCCAGAGGAGCGGAUCUCGGGCCAGGUGGGGCCAGACCUGCACGCCUAUCCCUUUACUGUGCUGCAUGGUUAUAUUCAUCCAGUUGUCUCAGCAAUCCCAGUGCACUUGGAUGGAAAAUCUGCUCCCGGCCAGGUGCCCACCGGCAGUGUUUGUUAUGAAAGAAACGGGUGGUGUGGCCUUUCACAGGAGGUGUUCUACCUUACCUACACUCCUGACGACGUAGAGGGUAACAUCCACCUGGACACGGGCGACAAAGUCAGCUUUUACAUGGAGACCAACAAGCAUACUGGUGCGGUCAGUGCUCGCAAUAUUCAACUUGUGAAGAAAAAGCAAAUGAGGUGCCAGGGUGUGGUGUGUGCCACAAAGGAGGCCUUUGGGUUCAUUGAGAGGGCCGACGUGGUGAAGGAGAUCUUCUUUCACUACAGCGAGUUCAAGGGUGAUCUAGAGGCUCUGCAGGCUGGAGAUGAUGUCGAGUUCACCAUCAAAGACCGAAAUGGUAAAGAAGUGGCCACAGAUGUGAGGCUGCUCCCCCAAGGAACAGUCAUCUUUGAAGAUAUCAGCAUUGAGCAGUUUGAAGGCACUGUCGUCAAGGUCAUUCCCAAGGUUCCCACCAAAAACCAGAACGAUCCUCUGCCAGGUCGCAUCAGUGCCCGGAUUGGUUUCACUGACAAGGAACUGCCGUUCGGCGAGAAGGACACAAAGUCCAAGGUGACCCUGUUGGAGGGAGAUCACAUCCAGUUCAACAUCUCCACCGACCGCAGAGACAAGCUGGAAAGGGCUACCAACAUCGACAUCCUCCCUGACACCUUCAACUUCACCAAGGAGACCCGUGAAAUGGGGGUGAUUGCGGCUAUACGCGAUGGCUUUGGAUUCAUCAAGUGUGUGGAUCGGGAUGCCAGGAUGUUCUUUCACUUCAGUGAAGUCCUAGAGGAGAGCCAACUGCACAUCUCCGAUGAAGUGGAGUUCACUGUUGUGCCUGUAGGUCCUGUUUAUAAGCUUUUCACAAAAGACAUGCUGUCCGCUCAGAGGAACCAUGCCGUGCGCAUCAAGAAGCUGCCCAAGGGCACAGUGUCCUUCCAUACCCAGUCUGAGCAGCGCUUUGUGGGUGUGGUGGAGAAGGAAGUGGCAACCACCAAUAAGAAUGCCAGUCCCACCAAGAGCAAGGAAAAGAAAAAAGACAAGGGUAAAGUUGUAGAAAAGGAAGCUGAGGAAGGAGUUAUUGCGUAUGAAGACUGCGGAGUGAAGCUCACUGUGCCAUACCAUACCAAGGACCUGGAGGGAGGUGGUCACCCACUGGUUGGAGACAAGGUGGAGUUCUCCAUCAAUGAAGUGAAGCGAACUGGCCAGCAGAGUGCAGUCUCCAUCAGAGUCCUCAACCGUAAUGCCUCCAACGCAAAGAGACUGCAUGGAUUUGUUGCCACACUGAAGGACAACUUUGGCUUCAUUGAGACAGCAAAUCAUGACCAGGAGAUUUUCUUUCACUACAGUGAAAUGUGUGGAGACUUGGAGAACCUGGAGCUGGGUGACACGGUGGAGUACACUCUCUCUAAAGGAAAAGGAAACAAAGUCAGUGCUGAAAAGGUUACCAAAGUAGCUGCAGUGAAUGGUAUUGGUGAGGAUGUUGGUACAACAGUGAUGAUGGGGAAAGUCAUCCGUCCCUUACGUAGUGUGGACCCCUCCCAGACAGAAUAUCAAGGGCUUAUUGAAGUCACAGAGGAAGGUGGAACUAAAGGCCAGAAUUAUCCCUUUGGAAUCAUGGGUAUGGCAAACAAGGCAGAUUGUCUGCAGAAAGGAGAACUUGUGAAGUUUCAGGUUUGCACAGUCGCCCAAACUGGACAGAAGAUGGCCUGCAAUGUGGUUCCUCAGCGCAGAGCCAUGGUGGAGUGUGUCAAAGAUCAGUUUGGCUUCAUCACGUAUGAAGUUGGUGAAAGCAAGAAGUUGUUCUUCCAUGUAAAAGAAGUGCAAGAUGGCCUGGAGCUCCAGACCGGAGAUGAGGUGGAGUUCUCAGUUGUCCUCAAUCAACGCACAGGAAAAUGUAGUGCCUGCAACGUACGCAGAGUCAGUGAGGGGCCUAAACCAGUGGUGACUCCGCGUCCUGAUCGUCUGGUUAAUCGUUUGAAGAGCAUCACCCUUGACGAUGCCAGUGCUCCUCGCCUGGUCAUUGUACGACAGCCCCGUGGUCCUGACAAUUCAAAGGGCUUCAAUGUGGAGCGCAAGACCCGCCAGCCCGGUGUCAUUGACUGAGCAAUACAGAGCCCCGCCUUGUUCGGUGUUGGUGGGAUGCUGUCCCAAAGGGGCAACAGCAGGGGAUAAGGGAAUUUGAUUUAACACAUGCUUGUACACAAACUCAUACACAAAACAUACGCACACAUACAGUAAUCGGCAUGUGUAAUCUUUGUUCCCAUUGAUACCUGCCAGGGAACUUGUCUCAUUCCGUAGUUCCCUGCCUCCCAUGUAUGAUGUACUUGAUAGAGUUCCACACUGCAGUGUACAUGGGAUCUGAGUGUGUGCGUUUGUGUGUGCGUCUGUGUGUGUGCUGUAUCCUAGAAGUCAUUAUAGUGUGUAACAGAGGUAUUUGUUUGAGGGUCUUGUACCUCUAAAUCAGAGUGAUGAGUGUGUGGCUGUCUAUGUCCCUAUCUUUUUGAAUCUGCUUUGUCUGGAAUUCUGCACCUGUAAUCUGUCCAGUAGUUGGUUUAGGUGAAUGAGUGUGUUUAUUGGCAUGUCUUUGAGCAUCUGCUCUUUCUUUUUUUUCUCUUUUUUUUUUUUUGCUCUUUGCCCAUGGAAACUUAAGAUGGUUUCAUUGAAAAGUUUCCACUACUGUAUGCUUUCCUACAAGACUCAUAAAGCAAAGCAAAGUUCCCUCCAUAAGGAGGAUCAUAUUUCUCAUAUGUGCAAGCUUAAACUGAGGAUUCUUCUCUGCUCGGUUUUUUUGAGCAGUUUUAAAAUGCUUUAUUGAAGAGCUGAAGUGAAAGCAUGGUGUGAGUGUGAGAGAGAUGUACGUGAAUGUCAAAGUAGUUGAUCUAAUGGGAUUUACUUUUACCAAUCUGGAGCCUUUAGAUACCUUUUUGGUAUUCACAUGCUCCACUUAAGAAAUUUUUCCCAGGUGCAGAAUUCCUUGUGGCAUCUUAUACCUGCAGUUCUUUUAUACUUUUUUUUUUCUUGCACAUAUUUUUGCUUUUUUCCAUCGAAACUCAAUCUGCUAAUAUUGAAUAAAGUAAGAAUAAGGUGCCUAAAAACUACAAGAAACGGAGAAGAAAAAAAACAAAAUUAGAUGCAUCCUCUGUUCCCAGCCAACCGCCAAAAUAUUCAGAACAAUCUUAGGGUGGCUUUCUUUUCUAGUAGAAAUAAUACUGAUAUGCAUCCCAAACCUGUGGGUUGAACUAUACUGUAUGUAAUGUGUGCUUUUUUUUUUUUUUCUUUUUUUUUUCUUAGUGAAAGUUCAAACUUCAGAUAUAACGAAAACAAAAUAACUUAAAGAAAGGAGAAUGGUGAAGUAUUAGGAAUUCAGUCUAUUUAAAAAAAAUAAAAAAUAAAAAAAAAACCUUAAGAAUCAGGAUGUCUGUUAUUUUUGCUCUGAAGACAUGGUUGGUGAGCUGUUGUGCCUCUGCACAUUAAGUUACAGUCAAAUUUAUUUCAACUAUGGAGAUCACCGGGUUUCAGUUGAACCACAUACAGAGGUUCUCAUGUACUUUUGUUAAUGGUCUUGAAUGAAACAAUUGAAUUAAAGUUUUAUGAAAAUCA
Molecule: messenger RNA, 5133 nt
Organism: Larimichthys crocea (large yellow croaker)
Lineage: Eukaryota; Metazoa; Chordata; Actinopteri; Sciaenidae
Gene: csde1
Product: cold shock domain containing E1, RNA-binding
Exons: 23
Coding region: 982-3636 (884 amino acids)
Molecular function (GO): nucleic acid binding
Source: RefSeq, a predicted model, not a curated record